CUUGUUUUGGAGGAAGCAGUCCCUUGGCGACGCUUCAAAGCUGCGGCUUUAACACGAAUUUCCGUGUAUUGUCCGAAUCGUGAUGAGGAAAAGGAAACGUGUGAUCAGGGGCUGAGCUCGAUAUAAAAAAGCCAGCGGCCUUGCCGAGCUGCUGUGUGUAGCCCAGGCGUUCAGCAGCCCACAGCCAGCGACCCCGAUCGGCUCCCCGACCAAAUGUCAGCGGCAAUCGAGAGGAAAUCGCUGGAGAAUGCGGAGGAAACAGUGGAUGAGGUUCUGCAGAUGCCUCCAUCGUUAUUAACAUGUGGCGGUUGUCAGCAGAAUAUUGGAGAUCGUUAUUUCCUGAAAGCCAUUGAUCAGUAUUGGCAUGAAGACUGUCUGAGCUGUGACCUGUGCGGCUGUAGACUGGGAGAAGUGGGGAGGAGACUCUACUACAAACUUGGCAGAAAGCUUUGCCGCAGGGAUUAUCUCAGGUUAUUUGGCCAAGAUGGACUUUGCUCUGCCUGUGAUAAACGAAUCAGAGCCUAUGAAAUGACAAUGCGAGUAAAGGAUAAGGUUUAUCACCUGGAGUGUUUCAAAUGUGCUGCAUGUCAAAAACAUUUCUGCGUGGGAGAUAGAUACCUGCUCAUCAACUCAGACAUUGUCUGUGAACAAGAUAUUUAUGAAUGGACUAAACUCAAUGGGAUGAUCUAGAAUUACUCCAGAUAUCCUUCAAUGCUGAGUUUUGUAAUCACUGUGUAUAUGUGAAUUUAUGCAUUUGUAAGGGACUGUAAAUGUUAAGAUCUUGUACAGAUAUUUUAUCAAUAUAAGCUGUGACGUUAUACGUGAUUUACUGCGAGCUAUUAACUUCUACAGCUUUAUUAAAGAGAGUGAAAUUUAA
Molecule: messenger RNA, 877 nt
Organism: Amblyraja radiata (thorny skate)
Lineage: Eukaryota; Metazoa; Chordata; Chondrichthyes; Rajiformes; Rajidae
Gene: lmo2
Product: LIM domain only 2 (rhombotin-like 1)
Exons: 3
Coding region: 214-690 (158 amino acids)
Biological process (GO): positive regulation of transcription by RNA polymerase II
Cellular component (GO): nucleus
Molecular function (GO): transcription coactivator activity; DNA-binding transcription factor binding
Source: RefSeq, a predicted model, not a curated record